CUAAAAACCAUUAUUGCCUUGUUCCCGGCCCUAUCAAAAACCAUUUAUUGCCUUCCUCUCAUAUGAUCAAACAGAUAUGCAGUUCCUUUUCUCUCAAUGUACAGAAAAACUGAACCCUGCCCAAGAGCAGCUAGAAUGUGUUUCUAUAGCAACACACAGUACAUGUAAACUUUCAGUACCAUACUUGCCACAGGAAAACUGCUUUAAGAACAGUGAAACAUUUAUAGGAAAUUAAAUACCCAAGUUUUGUUGAGGAAAAUAAAUAUUAAGUGCGUAAAAAAAUCAUCAAUUUUUCCAAGAAAUUUUUUCCCCUUCUGUUAAAACCGGAACAGAAAGUAUUCAAAUGGAGACACUGGAGGGAUAUAAAUUUCAACGCACAUAUCAUCAUACACAGUGUGAGGCACUUUAUUCAAAGAGAACUAACUUACUGGAAAAAUAUAAGAAUGUUUCAAGCACCAGAUUACUCGGAGGAGGCUGUAUCAAUGAAGCUGUCAGAAGUUCUUGCUGAUAUAGGUGUGGAUACCAGAAUGGUACUAAAAAGGAGGAGAUCAAUGCUUCUGUUGCAAUCAAUAUUUAUGCAGUGUUCCAGGCUAUGUUUUAUAAAAAAACAUAUAACUUGUCCCUAUAUGAUGGGUAGUCAAGCAGAAGGCACAACUACAUUAGGACUAAACUCAGAUACUGACAAUAUUUACUGUCUUGACAUGUACCAUGUGAUACAAGACUGGAGUGACUGGCAACCUGGUGUAAUAAAUCUACUGAUGAUUCAAGAUCGUUCUGUAUCCCCAGGUUACUGUCGACUUCAAUUGUUAAGACAUGAUUCUCCUCUACCUAUGCGCUAUUAUAAAUGUAAGUCUAAAAACUCCCCAUGUACCAUUUACAGAAGAGACAGAUAUGGAAGAGUAUUACUGAAAAAUUCUUUGAUAUGUCAUAAUGUAAUGUAUAGAGGUCCUCAUGAAAGACCAGAAAGACAUGGGCCAGCAUUUACAUUGGAAUGCAAUCUUUGUGAGCAUGAUAACGUUAUUGCCCUUCCCUGUACAACAUGGCCGUUACAAGCUAGACAAUGGUUGCACCAACAAAGUGUUGGUCAAUGGCCUACUGAUGAAAUCAAACAAUACUGCUGUAGUUCUGGUUGUCUUCUUGUUGGAGUUGGUCGACAUGGCAGUGAAAAUGAGGAUCUUGAAUGGAGAAUAUCAACAUCUUUAGCCGAAAGAUGUUUAAUGAAUAAUCUAAACAUAACACAGAUUCGCUGCUAUGUCUUGAUGAAAAUGAUAAUAAAAACAUUCAUAAAUCCGUUGUUUACAGACGUAAUUUCUAGUUACAUGUGUAAGACAGUUUUGUUCCACUGUAUUGAAAAUACCCAGUCUAUCAUCUGGCAAGAAAAGAACUUAAUUGUAUGUUUAUCAUUGUGUAUCCAUGAUUUGUACACUAACAUUCUUAAUGAAAAUUGUCCACAUUUUUUCAUUCCUGGAAACAACUUGAUGAGAGGGAAGAUUACACCUGAAGUCAAACCUUUCAUACUUGAAAUACUUCAGCGUAUCAUCAACAGUAAUGUGGUAGCACUACUAGGAAUCAAGUGUGAUGAUCUUGGUACAAGGCUUCAGCUCAAGUUCAACAAUAUAUCAAUAUGCCCAUUCAGAACAUGCGAGGAUAUUUCAGUAAAACUACUACACCUCAUAGCAAUUCAGCUUUCUCGAGAGUCUACCUCAUUUAGCUAUUGGACUUGGGGACCUAUACAAGCAUUAAAGCAGAACAUUUCUGACAUAGUUAGUCUUCAAUGUCAUGGACUAGACAAGACAGCUCGCAAUCUUCUAGCACCAAGGGUCUGUUCAAGGCUAGGAUCUGUUUUAGCUUCCCGCAACAUACAACAGUAUAAUACAAUAUCAGCUGAGGCUCUUAACUGGAUCUCCCUUGGUCUAAACACUAAUGUUGCAUCUAGUAAACUGAAACUUGCCUCAAUGCUUUACUGUACAAGGCAGUUUGGAAGAGCUGAAAUUGUUCUCUGUGAUAUUGAAAGGCACUACGACCUAAACAUUGUUGAGCCAUUUUGUCCACAUCACGUUUACAGACUAACAAGAAGGCAAGCUUUUAAAGCAGUAUGUGAUCAAAAUAUUGAAGAAGCUUUACAAAACGCUACAGCAAAUUGUGUACAAUUUUGGCCAUGUGAAGUCUAUUGUUUUCCAAAGGAAUUAAGACAGGAAAUGUUUAGAUCUACAGAAGAGGACAAAGCUUUCAGAACAAUACGAGACUCCUGGAUGGACCAUGUUGAAGUGGAUUCUCUAACUUUCCUGUACUUUCUACAGUACAAGAUAUACAGCCAUCUCAAUAAACAAGAAGAUACACGCCUGGCACUCUCUAAACUUACCAGAACCAUUGAACAAGAACCAAACCUAGCUCACCGGGAAACAGCCUUGAAUUUAUUAGGGCAGUGCAUGGAACAGGAACACAGACCUAUAAAUGCAUUGCAGUAUUAUUCCCUGUCACUGAAUAUAAGAAGGAGAAACAAUGCUGCAAAGAUUCAUAUCUGCAGACUUUUGAGUAGACUUGUAAACAAUCAGUAUUAAAAACAAUACAUAGAUGAUUUACAGGACAUUUAAUGGCUUAUCUUUUAUAGUACACUCAUUCUGUACUAAGUGUUAAUGAACUGUAUAUGGACGAAUAAGUACUUUAUUGCCAAGUGGUUUAACUGCCAAUUUUGAAAUUGACAGUAACAAUAAAAUCCUUGUUUCAAGUAUCAAAUUUAUUAAAAUAUGAUAUAAACCUAGUGAUGAUGAGGGAAACAGUCAUUUCAAUUAUUAUAAAUGUUACAAAAGUAAUCAAAUACAAGUCUAUGUAUAGUCUUAUUUCAUAGCAUCAUUUUCACUCAUAUAUUAAUGCAAAACAUGAACAAACUGUUACACUAACAAGAAUGCUAAAACUUCUAGAUGGCAUCUCUAUGUAACUUUGUACAAUUAAUAUGAAUAAAUAAAUACAAUUCUUCAUGUAUUUCUUUUUUUACCAGUUGCCUGUAAUUAUCAAUUUCAACAAUGCUGUAAACAUUUGCAUGAUAUAGAAUAAAUAAAGACAAGAGCUGUCAAAAAGAAAGCAUGCUUGACUUACAAGUCUCAGUGCUUGAAAAUGUAGAAUUUCUAAGUUCAAAAAAGGGCCAUUAUUCUGUUAAAUUCCAUGUUAGAGUUAUUGGCCUUGGAUAUUGAUCUCUUACUUAUGCUCUUUAAAAAAGUGUUGGAAGUUUCAACCCAUUCUCUUCAUUAGUUUUGGAGAUAACAACUUGCACCAAAGUGUGAUGGCGACAACCAAACACCUGGGCUAGUACAACAGCUCUUCCUAAUACUUAACAUAGUUGAGC
Molecule: messenger RNA, 3343 nt
Organism: Ruditapes philippinarum (Manila clam)
Lineage: Eukaryota; Metazoa; Mollusca; Bivalvia; Venerida; Veneridae
Exons: 2
Coding region: 444-2561 (705 amino acids)
Molecular function (GO): protein binding
Source: RefSeq, a predicted model, not a curated record